Messenger RNA from Paralichthys olivaceus (Japanese flounder), 1349 nucleotides. NCBI's taxonomy places the organism in Eukaryota, Metazoa, Chordata, Actinopteri, Pleuronectiformes, Paralichthyidae. The record is from RefSeq and is a predicted model, not a curated record.
AUGAGCUCUGACCUCCUGUCCAGAUCAGACUCAGGACCAAAAGACUCCAGAUUCUCAGCAGCAGAAGAGCUUGUGUUUGUGGAUCAGCGGCUGGUUGUCAAGCAGCAAAGUGCAGGAGAAUCAGGUAAAAGCACGAUUGUGAAACAGAUGAGGAUUCUUCACGUCGAUGGCUUCAACGCUGAAGAAAAGCAGCAGAAGACUCAGGACAUCAGGAAAAACGUGAAGGACGCCAUCGUGGAGUUCUUUGAGCAUGCUCAGAAGCUCUGGGAGGAUGACGGUGUCAGGGAAUGUUUCGAACGCUCCAACGAAUAUCAGCUGAUCGACUGCGCUCAGUAUUUUCUGGACAAGUUGGACUCAGUCAGAAGGACGGACUAUACGCCCACUGACCAGGAUUUGUUGCGCUGCAGAGUUUUGACUUCGGGGAUAUUUGAAACCAGGUUCCAGGUCGACAAGGUCAACUUCCAUAUGUUUGAUGUAGGCGGACAGAGGGAUGAACGCAGGAAGUGGAUUCAGUGCUUCAACGAUGUGACGGCCAUCAUCUUCGUCGCCGCCAGCAGCAGCUACAACAUGGUCAUCAGAGAGGACAACUCCACCAAUCGACUGCGAGAGUCUCUGGACCUCUUCAGGUCCAUCUGGACCAACAGGUUUCUGAAGACCAUAUCCGUGAUCUUGUUCCUGAACAAACAGGACGUCCUCGCUGACAAAAUUCUGGCUGGAAAAUCUAAAUUGGAGGAUUAUUUUCCUGAAUACAACAACUACACAGUUCCUGUUGAUGCUGUUCCAGAUGCUGAUGAAGACGCUAGUGUGACCCGAGCCAAGUUCUUCAUCAGAGACGAGUUUCUGCGGAUCAGCACGGCGAGCGGCGAUGGGAAACAUCACUGUUAUCCUCACUUCACCUGUGCAGUGGACACUGAGAACAUCCGGCGUGUCUUCAACGACUGUCGUGACAUCAUUCAGCGCAUGCACCUGCGGCAGUACGAGCUGCUCUGAUUGGCUUCUGGGGGAUCACAUGUCUAGCGACUGAUAUCUAAUCAAUAGCUAAUCAAUACUGAUAGAUCCUGAUAAAUGUAUAACUGCUAUGACCACAGACAUUUAAUACAUAACUAUUGACGUUUAUUGAUUAGGACAUAUAUUCAGUACCUUUAUUUUGUGCAGCUGUUUGACACAGGGGGUUGUGGGUAGUGUAGUUCCGAUGUCAAAAGAAGAAAGGAUGUUAUUUACCUUGAUGUUAUUGAAGGCAUCAUAAUUAAGGGGGCGGGGUUAAGGAAAAAUCGAAAUCUAUUUUUUCAUGUUUGUUAUGAAGAACUCUUCUGAUUGGCUGUUUCAUUUUCUGAAAUCUUGUAGAUUUG